This is a messenger RNA of Stegastes partitus (bicolor damselfish), 1559 nucleotides long. RefSeq names its product prefoldin subunit 2 (gene pfdn2). Gene Ontology annotation, biological process: protein folding. Gene Ontology annotation, cellular component: prefoldin complex. The transcript is spliced from 4 exons. Lineage: Eukaryota; Metazoa; Chordata; Actinopteri; Pomacentridae. The coding region runs from base 21 to 500 and encodes 159 amino acids. The record is from RefSeq and is a predicted model, not a curated record.
CUCAGCAACACCCUUCCAAGAUGGCAGCCAACAGUAGCAGCACGGGUAGUAAAUCCAGCAACAGCGCCGGCGGAAAACAGUCCGGCCCGUCGGCUGAACAGGUGGUGUCAACAUUUCAGAGGAUGCGACAGGAACAGCGCAGUAUGGCUUCCAAAGCUGCAGAGUUGGAGAUGGACAUCAACGAGCACAGCUUAGUAAUUGACACACUGAAGGAAGUGGAUCCUUCGAGGAAAUGCUAUCGUCUCGUAGGUGGUGUGUUAGUGGAGAGGACGGUAAAAGAAGUUCUACCGGCAUUGGAAACCAACAAAGAACAGAUCUCCAAAAUAAUAGAGUCCAUCAACACACAGAUGCAGACGAAAGGACGGGAACUCACAGAGUACCGGGAACGCUACAACAUCCGCUUGGUAGGAGAGGGUGAAUCAGAGGCGCAGGGCCAGUCGGCCACCAGGGACAGCGAAGGAGGCGGAUCCAAAAGCGGAGCUGGUGUUCUAGUGUCAUAGUUUGUGAGGAUGGACGGUGACAGUCGGGCCCUUUGAUUUCUGCAGUACUGAAAACAUAGUUGGAGUCACAAAAUCUGCACAGGAUAACUUUGGAUUUGGAUAUUACUGAAUUUUUUGCUGAACAUAUUGCACCAGAUGAUUGUCAGCCAACUCAAACAUAGAACUCUGCUUAUAUGCUCAGUGUGAAUGCAAGUGUGUCUCAGAAUUAAGGUCUUAUAUUUGCUCAUUUUCUAAAUUGCAGAAAUACUGUGGCGUUCAACAAUGAAAUGUUUAAAUAUUAGUCGCACUUACAAAUGAGCCGGUAAUCUUUUGUUUGUUUUUUUGCUGUCACAGAUUAUAGAACAUAGUUUCCCUUUUAAGAUACAACUGCCAGGGUGCUGGGUAGAAAGUUUAACCUUAAAGAACACCAAGACACGCAAGUAGAAAACAUUAAUUCAAAAUUAGAUAAUUUGUAGGAAAACACACUUUAGCAUUUUGUAAACAUCAGAUUUUGGACUAACAACUUAAAAAAGGGGGGAAAUUGUUUUCACAGGGCCCUAGAGUAGGUUGUAGUUGAUCAAGAAGUCGUCCUUGCUGUGGCAGAACAGGUCCUGGAAGGCAUUUUGACAAAACAUGUCUUAAACACGAACAGGUGAUUAUACUGUUAACACUUCUCUGUAGAUAAAAAUAAAUCUGUCAGUCUUAUUCAGCUUCCCUCUGUGACAGUUCAUUCACCAUUUACAAAGUUAUGUUCACACAAGUCAUGCAGAAAGAGAGUUGUAUUUACACUCCAAAUUAGGUUCUCGAAUAUCAGGAUGAUGUUCACAUCUUGUGUUUGGGUGGUUCCUGCACACUGUGAUGUGAGCAGUGAGUGUUGUCACCACACCCUAAUAAUAAAGCCCUGUCACUGAAAACACAAUACAACCUGUCAUAUUCCUUUUGAUCUGUGGAACGCACCAGAGCUUGGCAUUAACUUAGGAAAUGCCUCCUGGGACCCGACGCACUGUUCAAGCGGUUUAUGUGUUGUAAGGACAAAUAUGUUUUUGUUAAUGCUCAUGAAUUAAAAAUGUCACAAUUGUG